Schizophyllum commune H4-8 is the source of this 2951-nucleotide messenger RNA. RefSeq names its product 26S proteasome regulatory complex, non-ATPase subcomplex, Rpn1 subunit. Gene Ontology annotation, biological process: regulation of protein catabolic process; proteasome-mediated ubiquitin-dependent protein catabolic process. NCBI's taxonomy places the organism in Eukaryota, Fungi, Basidiomycota, Agaricomycetes, Agaricales, Schizophyllaceae. Gene Ontology annotation, cellular component: proteasome storage granule; proteasome regulatory particle, base subcomplex; nucleus. Gene Ontology annotation, molecular function: enzyme regulator activity. The record is from RefSeq and is a predicted model, not a curated record. The transcript has 10 exons. Bases 38 to 2899 code for a protein of 953 amino acids.
GAGCGUCACUGCAUUAUAUUCCUUACUUCCAGCCAUCAUGCCCCAGCCGACGGAAUUCGAGCUCACCGUCCCUACGGAGGACCCCAAGAAGCCGGAGAAGAAGGACUCGGAGAAGACGGCCUUCGAGGGCCUGUCCAAGCUCGAUGAUUCGAAGGAAUCGGAGGACAUGUCUGAAGAGGAUCUUCAACUGAAGAAUGAGCUGGAGAUGUUGGUGGAAAGGCUGAAGGAACCAAACACUAGCCUGUACAGGCCAGCUCUCGAAACCCUACGCACGCUGAUCAGGACAUCUACAUCCUCGAUGACCUCUGUGCCGAAACCUUUGAAGUUCCUCCGACCCCACUACCCCGAUCUGCAGAAGUUGUAUGAGGCAUGGCCAGCGUCAGAGGACAAGAGCCUCUUCGCCGAUAUCCUGUCCGUGCUCGCCAUGACCUACUCAGACACAGAGCCAAGAGGUACACUCCGCUAUCGCCUGCUGGCAGCAUCCAUGCGCCCUACCGACUCCCCACUCGCCGAUCCCGGAAACUGGGGACACGAAUACGUUCGCCACAUCGCCGCCGAGCUCGGCGAGGAGUACAGCAUCCGCGAGGCGCCCGAAGAGACCGCCGAGAAGAAGCCCGUCGCUCUAGAAGUAGGCAGCAUCGACGACCUGCGCACGCUCGCGAAGCAGUGCGCGGUGUUCCUGCUUGGCCACAAUGCGGAGCCCGACGCGGUCGAUCUCCUGGAGGAGCUCGAGAUUGUCGACGAGCUCGUGGAGCUGGUCGACGAGAACACUUACCAGCGCGUCUGCCAGUAUAUGAUCCGCUGUGUGAACCUGCUUCCUCCGCCGGACGAUGUCGCGUUCCUGCGCACGACGCACUCGAUAUACUCGAGGCAUUCGAAGUUCCCGGACGCGCUUUCCAUCGCGAUACGCCUUGGGGACCGCGAACUCAUUCGCGAAGACUUCAAUGCCCCUGCUAACCCUCUUAUGAAGCGUCAGCUCGCUUUCAUGCUCGCGCGUGCCUCGAUCCCCAUCACCUGGCUACAACCGUCCACUGACGAGGACGGUGACGCCGAUGUUGAAGACGAACUCCCUGACGACCUCAUUGAAUGCCUCAGCAAUACCCGCCUGAGCGCAUCUUUCCGCGACUUCGGGAAGGAGCUCGGCGUGGCGGAGGCAAAGAGCUUAGAGGAUGUUUACAAGACCCACUUGGAAAACACUCGCCCCAACGCACCAUCGGUUGACUCCGCGCGCGCAAAUCUGGCCGGCACCUUUGUCAACGCCUUCGUCAAUGCAGGCUUCGGGAACGACAAGCUCAUGGUCGAGGCCGACGAGGGCAACAGCUGGAUAUACAAGAACAAGGACCACGGCAUGAUGAGCGCUGCCGCAUCCCUGGGUCUCAGUCUCCUCUGGGACACCGACGUCGGCCUCAGCCACGUCGACAAGUACACCUACUCGUCGGAGGAGCACAUCAAGGCCGGCGCGCUCCUCGCCACCGGUAUCCUCCACUCCGGCGUACGCACGGAGGCGGACGCGGCUGCCGCGCUCUUGUCCGACCAGGUGGAGAACAAGUCCGUGCCGCUGAAGACGGCGGCGAUCAUGGGUCUUGCUCUUGCGUACGCGGGCUCGCAGCACCCGGAUCUCUUGUCGGUGUUGCUGCCGCACGUUGCGGAUGACACGGUGACGAUGGAGAUCUCGAGCUUGGCGGCGCUCGCGCUUGGGUUCAUCUAUGUCGGGAGCGAGAAUGGCGAGAUUACCGGGACGAUCUUGCAGGCGUUCAUGGAGCGUGCGGAUCGUAGUGACGGUGGCCUCGACGAGAAGUGGGGCCGGUUCAUGAGCUUGGGCCUUGGAUUGCUCUACCUUGGUCUGCAGGAGGCCUCCGAUGCCACCAUCGAGACAUUGAAGGCCAUCGAGCACCCGCUGGCGAAGACCGCGCAGGUCAUCGUGGACGCGUGCGCGUACGCCGGUACGGGCAAUGUGCUCAAGGUCCAGACGAUGUUGCAUCACUGCGACGAGCACAUCGUGAAGGAGAAGGAGAAGAAAGAGGACGAGGAGAAGAAGGAGGAAAAGAAGGACGAGGCAAAGGAGGGCGAGGAGGCGCCGAAGGAGCCGAAGGAUGACACCUUCCAGGCCUUCGCUGUCAUCGGUGUUGCAUUGAUUGCUAUGGGCGAGGAGAUUGGCGCUGAGAUGUCGCUCCGGCAAUUCAACCACCUGAUGCACUACGGCGAACCCGUCAUCAGGAGAUCAGUGCCCCUCGCCAUCGGCCUCGUCAGCACCUCCAACCCACAACUCCCCAUCCUCGACACGCUCUCCAAGUACAGCCAUGACAACGACCUGCAAGUCGCGCUCAACGCGAUCCUCGCCAUGGGCCUCGUCGGCGCAGGCACGAACAACGCGCGCCUCGCGCAGAUGCUGCGCCAGCUCGCGGGCUACUACUACAAGGAGCCCGACUGCCUGUUCAUGGUGCGCGUCGCGCAGGGCUUGGUGCAUAUGGGGAAGGGCACGAUCGGCUUGAACCCGUUCUUCAACGAUAGGAGUACGAUGCAUCGGCCGGCGGUGGCGGGUCUGUUGGCGACGUUGGUGGCGUUUACGGACGCGAAAGGAUUCAUCUUGGACAAGUACCACUGGAUGCUCUAUUUCCUCGUCACCGCCAUGUUCCCGAGGUUCUUGAUCACCCUCGACGAGAAGCUGGACCCGUUGCCAGUGACCGUCCGUGUUGGUCAGGCUGUGGACGUCGUCGGCCAAGCAGGCAAGCCGCGGACGAUCUCCGGAUUCCAGACGCACCAGACGCCAGUCCGGCUGGGCACGACGGAGCGUGCGGAGCUGGCGACGGAGGAGUUUUUCCCCUUCGCGCAUGUGUUGGAAGGGUUCGUUAUCUUGCAAAAGAACCCGGGGUGGGAGGAGGACAAGAUGGAAAUGUAGAUCACGACACUGUAUCGAUGCGGACAAUUCGACGCUCAUGUUUUUCUCGUUC